This is a messenger RNA of Condylura cristata (star-nosed mole), 513 nucleotides long. Its product is annotated as histone-lysine N-methyltransferase SETD1B-like. The record is from RefSeq and is a predicted model, not a curated record. Lineage: Eukaryota; Metazoa; Chordata; Mammalia; Eulipotyphla; Talpidae. The transcript is spliced from 4 exons. The coding region runs from base 1 to 513 and encodes 170 amino acids.
AUGCUGGGGAAGCUCUUCCUCCUUCUUGCCGGGUGUGCCACCCUGGUCUCGGCUGCUCCUGCAUCAUCCCCAGAAAUCACCGGUGACCCCGACAACUAUAAUGGCAUGAAGCUAACUGUUCAGGCCGUAAUGGAAAUGGAAGAACCAGCCACUGAGGCAGACUCCCCCCGUGAGGUGAAAAUAAUGCUGAGCUCCCACGACUCUGAUGAAGAAGACAGUGAUGAAGACAGUGAUGAAGACCAUAAGGUCGACGGUGAAACAGAAAACAGUGACGUGUUGGCCCAUGACUCAGCAGACAGCGGUAAAGAGGACAGCGAUGAAACAGACCUGACCACGAGCUCAGACUUCACCACCAUGGCAUUGGCCCCUGUCCCAGACAUCACUAAUGACAUUGCAACCGCCGCUAAUAUGUAUUUGAACAUUCCCACUUUUGCUCCUGUUGAUAAGGAAUCCAACACCCAUAUCUUUGGGGAAGAAGCUACCGAGGCCUCCGAGUCUGAGAGGAAAGGCUGA